AUGUCUCGUCAGCUUAUCUCCAGCGAAAAGUUCCCUACCAAGCCUCACAACUGCCCUGCUGUCAAGGUCCCCGGUCUCGUUUUCUGUGCAGGCCAAACUGCUACGGGAGAGAUUAAGCAAGCCACUAGAACCGUUCUACAAAACCUAAAGGAAGUUCUCGAGCUUUCUGGCUCUUCCCUUGAGCAGGUUGUCAAGUACAAUGUCUACCUCGCAGAUAUGAAGGACUUUGCCGCCAUGAACGAGGCUUACAUCGAUUUCCUCCCCCAGCCUAUGCCCUCCCGUUCAUGCCUUCAAGCUGUGGCUCCUGGAAAUGGAACCGUGAUCGAGAUUGAAUGUAUUGCACAGGCUUAG
Molecule: messenger RNA, 351 nt
Organism: Penicillium soppii
Lineage: Eukaryota; Fungi; Ascomycota; Eurotiomycetes; Eurotiales; Aspergillaceae
Product: RidA family protein
Exons: 3
Coding region: 1-351 (116 amino acids)
Cellular component (GO): mitochondrion; cytosol
Molecular function (GO): deaminase activity
Source: RefSeq, a predicted model, not a curated record